Molecule: messenger RNA, 1428 nt
Organism: Lepisosteus oculatus (spotted gar)
Lineage: Eukaryota; Metazoa; Chordata; Actinopteri; Semionotiformes; Lepisosteidae
Gene: znhit3
Product: zinc finger, HIT-type containing 3
Biological process (GO): maturation of LSU-rRNA from tricistronic rRNA transcript (SSU-rRNA, 5.8S rRNA, LSU-rRNA); snoRNA localization; box C/D snoRNP assembly
Cellular component (GO): pre-snoRNP complex; nucleus
Molecular function (GO): protein binding
Source: RefSeq, a predicted model, not a curated record
AUGGAGUUUCAGAAAAUAUUUCCAGACAGAACAGUUACAUUUUCAUUUCAAGACAUUUUGACCCUCAAAAUGACGCAAAACAUUAUCUGGAAGACACCGAAAGCAUCAUCCGACAAGCAAAUGUUCAGUGCACAGAAAUGAUUACCACCUCAGAUGGCUUCUCUUUUCUACAACUGCAACAACAAACAUAUACAGUAGAAACUGCGCUUCAAAAGGACGUGUAGUAAAAGGGUGCAACGCAUUUCACGACACAAUCCUAAACUCAGAACGCACCCCUCGAACAAAUUUUAAAAUUUACAAAGGGAGGAGCUGCAAAAGGUUGAACUCACGUACUGCAUCGCUCUUGAGAGAAGUGUGUUGAGUUCAAUAACAGUAAACCAUUAAGUACCUCCUUCUCUUGCGUGCUGAGUGGGCCGGAUCUCUUAACAGCGUUUUCUUAGUGGGAACGUGUUUGCCUCUGUCCAUGUGUGUUACUGCUGGUAUUCAUCUUUAGGGAAAAAAAAUAUCCAUGGAGGUCUGUAGAGUCUGCAGUGAAGUGCCUCCUAAAUACCGGUGCCCGGCUUGCAAAAUCCGAUACUGCUCACUCGGCUGCUACAAAAAACAUAAAGAUGGCUGUGUACCUGUGAAAGUGACGGGGACAGAUCCAGGUGUAUCGCUUUCACACUGUGGCCUUAAUGGAACACCGGAUGGGGAGGGAUGCUGGUCUGUUGAAGACCUUUUGGAUGAGGAUGACGAGUCAGACAGAGUUUCCUUCCAGAAACUGAAACUGUUGGGUGAAUCUCAAGAUCUCAGAUCCCUGCUGCGUAACCCUCACCUCCAGCAGCUGCUGUUAACUGUAGACCAAGCCGAGAGCAAAGAAGGCACAAUGAAAAGGGUAAUGCAGGAGCCUCUGUUUGUGGAAUUUGCAGAUCGGUGCCUGAAAAUUGUAGAGCCGACGGAAAAGGAGAACAUCAGCCCUGUGGAAUAGCUCACAAAAAAGGAAGCUUGUUCUGGAGUAUGUGCAGCUGAUAAAAAGCCUGCAAGGACUGAGUCCCUGUUCAUUCUUACCUGAAGACUGUUGUGUUUUACACAGAUCAAUGUACUGUAAAGCAUUUGUGGCAAGUGCCUGGGUUUUGUAUAUAAAAAUAUUUUAUUUUUGCUGGAAAUCAGUAACCUUCUUAAUUAGAAAUGGGAGGUAUGUUUUACAUGAUGUUCAUAGGUUUGAAGUAUGUAACUGUUUAGUAUUAUUAUUUUAGGGCCUUUUUAUUCCAGUUGUGCUGUUUAUUUAGUAAUCCUAGCCACCAUUAAGUCUGUUGAAAAAAGGAUUGGUUCCUAACACGAAAAUAAAGUUCAGACUUCUUAACAAUGAACAAGUAGCAUAUGGAAGUCUUUGAGGUAGCCAAAUAUAACUCUCUAUGUAAAUAACAUUACAUAUUGAAAACAGUUUUG